AUUCUCCUUUAGAAUAGGGGAAGUUUCUAUCCCCCAUCACUAUAUAAGCAACACCACUUACCUCAGUGUGUUACAUCAAGAAGAGACUCCUGAUUAGAUUGCAUGACAAUCCAGAACUAUGGCUCGUCAGACUGAUGUGGUGUUACUUCUUUUACUCGCCACAGCAGCAACAGCUUUGUAUGCUGAGGUGGUGCCUCUGUCAGAUGCUUAUUUUGAUAAGAUCGUACAGGAAGCCGAACAGCGUCAAGUAAAUGAUAGAUGUUCCAAAUGCUGUCCAUUCGGCUGGGUGCAAUAUAACGGACGUUGCCUCAUAUAUCAGGCCGCCAAGAUGAUCUGGGCUUCCGCUGAGAAACAAUGUCAGGAUCUCGGCGGACACUUGAUCUCAGUACACAGUGAAAACGAGUAUCGAAUGGCCAAGGCCCUUAUCCGUACUCAUGACUCCGCGGAGAAUCCAACAUGGAUCGGCCUUUCUAGCUGUCAGAAGAAAAAUAAGUGGUUUUGGUCCGAUGGCACCAAAUUGAUUUACACCAAGUGGAACCCAAGAGAACCAAAUCAUCUCCUUGGAGAGUGUUGUGUGCAUAUGAACUACGGCAAACAAAGGGACUGGAAUGACAUUCGCUGUAAAAAGAAAUUUCCCUUUGUGUGUGCCAAGAAGCUUUACUGAAAUGCUCACAGCUUCCCCUCACCAACUAUAAUACUAUUAUACUAAGUUUUCCUUGUCACUGAUGGAUUUACAAAAUCCUCACUGUGCCAGUUUAGCAUAGUGUCAGCAAUAAAAAAAAUCUUUAGA
Ictalurus punctatus (channel catfish) is the source of this 790-nucleotide messenger RNA. Its product is annotated as lactose-binding lectin l-2. NCBI's taxonomy places the organism in Eukaryota, Metazoa, Chordata, Actinopteri, Siluriformes, Ictaluridae. The record is from RefSeq and is a predicted model, not a curated record. The coding region runs from base 119 to 664 and encodes 181 amino acids. The transcript has 8 exons. Gene Ontology annotation, molecular function: signaling receptor activity.